UAUUAUGCCUCUUGUAAGUUCAUGAUGGAAUCAACAACACCUACAGACACAACUACGACACCAAUCACAGAAACCACCACAACAAAUCUUCCAGUGGAUACAGAAUUAACACAUCUCAACAUUGCUGAUUCACUCAGAGCUAAUUCUUCAUUUAUGAAGAUCAUGGCCACGCUUUUUCAUUAUGGUAAUCAAGCCAUGAAUGCAGCUCAAUUGGUGAUUGCUGUGCGCGCAUUAAACUUAUUACCUUUAAGAGGCGAAACACCCAAGAGUACAAUACAAGGCAUCAUCUCUACCUCCCGAAAGAUUGCACGAGACUUGAAAUUGUCUGAUCCUUUUCGUAUUGAUAAAGAUGGAUCAGGCAGACAAGCAAAAUAUGCUAUUGCAGAUCAAGUAUUGAAUGGUAUAGAACCACCUGAAAAAAUGGAAAUACCUGAUGAACCCAUCAUCCUUCGACCUGUUCAUCAUUCGCAUACCAGUUCAUACCACUAUCAAGGCACGAAGCGUGAGCGCAAGGCACGCUCUAUAUAUUCCCCUACGACUAGACCAAGCCAGAAAAAGAAAAGAACACACCGACCUAAGAAGAAAGACAUGGAUCGAGUGAAUUCAGACAUUGAGGUUGAUUCAGACCAAGAUGAAGAUUUCCACUCCAUGCAAUCCUUUGAUGAUGACGAAGAUGAACUAAAUGGCAAUACACCGUCAUGUGACAUAGUAGAAGAAGAAGAUACCAUUGUGGACUAUUCAUUGCUCUACAAUCCUCCGACAAAAGACAUGGACUAUAUUGAUCCCAUCGAUUUUACAGCGUAUCCUAUUGCAGGCCAUUUUGCCAUUGUACAGCAAAAGGGUUAUUCUUAUCCUCGUUUCCGUUCACAUGAGAAAAUCAAGAUUCCAAAAGUCCAUUGUGAAGACAAGUUUCGAGUGACAGACAUUGUGUCCAGGGAUAAAGUCGUAGGACGAUUGUUUAUGUUGGCCGAUGGUCAUGGUGGCCCAGGAUGUUCAGAGUAUUUUGUGAGGAAUACGCCUGAAGCAGUCAAUCAUAUCUGUGUUGACUAUGAUCCAGCGCAGCUGGGUGACCGAGAAAUACAACAACGCCUAGAGACAGAUAUCAAGACCAUGAUUCAAACACUGGAUGAUGCUUAUCUGGCUAUCAAACGAGAACAGAUGGCCAACAAAGCAUCGGAAGAUCACGUGGACAAUGAUGGAUGUACAUUGAUUCUGAAUGUCUUUUUGGGUGAAUGGUUGAUUAAUGUGAAUGUAGGGGAUUCACCAACAACAACAGAAUCCUCCUCCUUCAAUACAGUUGAUCAUGACUAUAAGAUGGAUGUCGUCUUUGCCUCUCAGGAUCAUAAGCCUUAUUUAGAACAUUUAGCUCGUCAUAUCUUAGAGAAUGGAGGUGAAUUUGUAGAUUCAGUGCAGAACCGUGUCAUCAAAGUCGACUUGGACAAACUAAGAGAAGACGGGAAUCGACACGCCAAACGACUGGCUUUGAAGAACGCAAGAAUCAGACCCAAAGACUAUCAGGCCAGUUGCCAGGAGACAGAGGAAAAGGCGUCCAACAAUAACUGGACAGCCCAGAGUGCCUUACGAAUACCAAUACGUGAAGACCGGAUUCCUUCAUUGAAUGUAGCUCGUUCUUGUGGGGAUCUUGAUUUUAAGAUGGAUCCUGCUCAUAAAAUCAUCUCUUGUGAACCUGAUGUGACAUUCAUUCGCAUAUCAGACCAGCCUUAUGUGGAUCAUACUAUCUUGCUUAAUGGACCUCAUAAAGAAAAACGAAGGCACUUUUUAUUUAUGAGUACAGAUGGCACCUUUGAUUACAUGUAUGAAGAAACAGCAGAAAGACAAAAUAGAGCAAUUGCUAAAGUGAUUGGACCUAUGAUUGAAGAUGGUGAGAAAGUAGGAAGAUAUCUACUGGAGGAAGAAGAAGAAGCAAAGAAGAGCAAAGGACAAACAAUAGAACACAAUAAAGAACCAGAGCAAAUGGAAGUUGAUGAGCUAAUGAAUGGGGAUGUCAGUCAUGGCAAGUAUCAAGACAAGACAGAAGAGACUGGAGAAAUAAAAGAAGAGACUGAAGACAAGACAGAAGAGACUGGAGACAAGACAGAAGAGACUCAAGACAUGAAAGAAGAGACUCAAGACCUGACAGAAGAGACUCAAGACAAAAAUAAUGAUGUGACAGACAAUAUGGAAGUCGAUAAAGAAGAACUUCCUCGUAUACCUUUGUUGUUCCGCGAGUUAACUGAAGAAGAAGCAAAGACACGUAAAAUCAAAGAACGUACAUUAGUGUCUUCAGCAAGAUAUUUUGCCAAUCGAGAAAGUGCCCAUGGAUUCUUUGCUUCUACAUUACAAGAUUAUGAUGACUGUACUAUUAUCCUUGUUGAGAUUUAAUAAAAAGAAAAAAAAUAAUAAUUACUCGUCUUUCU
This is a messenger RNA of Gilbertella persicaria, 2417 nucleotides long. RefSeq names its product phosphatase 2C-like domain-containing protein. Gene Ontology annotation, molecular function: protein serine/threonine phosphatase activity. Lineage: Eukaryota; Fungi; Mucoromycota; Mucoromycetes; Mucorales; Choanephoraceae. The transcript is spliced from 5 exons. Gene Ontology annotation, biological process: protein dephosphorylation. Bases 22 to 2382 code for a protein of 786 amino acids. The record is from RefSeq and is a predicted model, not a curated record.